Molecule: messenger RNA, 1644 nt
Organism: Aureobasidium vineae
Lineage: Eukaryota; Fungi; Ascomycota; Dothideomycetes; Dothideales; Saccotheciaceae
Source: the annotation of a GenBank genome assembly
AUGGCUCCGAAAUCUGCUCUUGUCAUUUUGCUAUCUCUAACAGCACUUGCUAGCGCGCAAGCAAUACCCACUGCCAGUCAGUGUCCGACCGCGAGUGGACAGACUAUCACAGACAGCAAUGGGAGCACAUAUCGCGUCACCUGCUCGGCGGACAACAGUGUCGGAUCUUACGCAAAUACCGGCGCAACCUCUUCCUAUCUGGACUGCAUGACUGCCUGCGAUGCCGCCGCGUCUGCAGGUUGUCAAGGCUUCACUUAUGUCGGUGGUUCCGGAGGUUCAGGAUCAGGUACUUGCUGGCUAAAAAAAGCAUGGGGAAGCUACCCUGCGGCAGGCAACAACUACGUCUCCGCCAUCAGAGUCUCCAACGGUGUGUCAUCAUCGCAGAGUAGUGUCGCGUCCACGCUGGCCACUUCUGUAUCAUCAUCAGUAGCUUCGUCGUCGGUCGCCGCUGUGCAAGCCUCGACUAGUCUAUGCCCAGCUUCCAAUCUCACAGGCUAUGCGGAUACUCAAGGGAACAAUUGGCAGAUUCUGUGUGGGUUCGAUACGAGCCCUGGAUCUUUCGGUUCCACCUCUGCCUCCAGCUUCCCCGCAUGUCUCGCAGCUUGCAAAGCUAUCUCAGGUUGUGCGGCGGUCACAUACAUCGGCACCUCAUGCUACUUCAAGAAGGCCUUCUCAAGCUUGAUCAAGAAUUCCAAUGCAGCUAGUGCAUUCCUGAUAAACACUCAGAACUACCCCGUUCCUGUUUCGGGCAACAGCAAAGCAAGCUCUGGCUGCGGAGCUGCCUUACCACCUGGCAUCCAACUGGGAGGCUCUUCUGUCACUUUCAACAUCACCUCUGGUGGCGUGGUCAGAUCUUUCAAUGUUCAUGUACCUACUUCGUACAAGAACAACAAGGCCUCACCUCUGAUCAUUGCUUACCACGGACGAUCGAAUAAUCAGCUCUCGGUGGAGAGUGAUUCACAACUUUCGAGCGAGACCUGGAAUCCAUACGCUAUUGCGGUCUACCCUCUGGGCGAGGAUGUAUAUCCGGCCACUGUCGGAGAAUCUCCCUAUUACAACGAUUUGACUUUCACGAGUGAUCUGCUUGACUACAUAUCAAGUCAUUACUGUAUCGACACCAGCCGCAUGCUCGCCACUGGCUUCUCUAACGGAGGAGGCUUUGUUGGAACCCUCGCCUGUGACCCGACACUUUCGAAGCGCUUCAGCACUUUCGCGGCAAACUCGGGUGCAGAGUAUACCAAUACGACCGGCACUUGCGACCCUCCCAACGUGCUCACAAACACCAUCGUACAGCCAAUUUGUUCGCCAGGCAGAUCCAAUCUCCCAAUGCUCGAGUUCCAUGGUGAUGCCGACGGCACUAUUCCUUACCUUGGUGGACCCCGAAGAGGUUACUGUUUGCCUACGGUGCCGCAUUGGGUCACAGACUGGGCUCUCAGAGAUGGCUUGUCUAGCUCUAAUGUUUCCACGUCACUGGCAAGUGGCAAAGUUACAAAGUAUGAUUUUGGCGCUUCGAAGGGCGUGCAGGGAUUGGUCACACACUACAAGAUUGCUGGUUGGGGACAUUUCUGGGCCAGUAUCAAUGGUGGAGCACCGAUUGACGCUACGCCUGUUAUCAUGGACUUUUUCUAUGGUCAUUCUGGGUAG